Bufo bufo (common toad) is the source of this 1734-nucleotide messenger RNA. Its product is annotated as piggyBac transposable element-derived protein 4-like. Lineage: Eukaryota; Metazoa; Chordata; Amphibia; Anura; Bufonidae. Bases 1 to 1734 code for a protein of 577 amino acids. The record is from RefSeq and is a predicted model, not a curated record. The transcript has a single exon.
AUGGCAUCAAAAAAGCGCAACUUUACUACAAAAGCGCUUUUGGACCAGUUGUGUGAAAGCGACAGUGACACGGAGGUGCUCGCAGAACUGAGCGAUAGUGAGUUGUGGGGAGAUUUGACGUCUGACACUGACACUGAUCUGGCAAGUGACAACGGCGAUGAUCCUGCACCUGACCUCAGCCAUGUGCGCACUUGGUGCCCUAUUGACUGCGAUACGGACCAGGUAGCUCCCCCAAGAUUCCUGUUCACUGGAUCACCUGGGAUAAAGGUAGAUGUUGAGUGUGACAACCCUCUGGCAUACCUGCAAUUAUUCCUCACUGAGGAGGUAAUCGAAAAAAUUGUCACGGAGACAAAUCGCUACCAAGAGCAGCAAUCCGCUAUGCUGCAUGCCACCUUUUCCAGAAGCAGAAAGUGGGAACCGGUGACCAAAGAGGACAUGUGGCAGUUUCUGGGACUCAUCAUUCUUCAGGGGGUGAUGGGGAAACCGCUCCAGAAAUUGUACUGGACCACCAAUAAGUUACUGGCCACUCCAUUUUUUGGCACCGUGAUGUCAGAAUACCGGUUUUCCAUCAUCAUGAAGUAUUUCCAUUUCAUGAACAAUGAAGAAUUUGAUGAGGCCAUGCAUCCUGCGCCCAAACUAAAAAAAAUCUGGGCGGUAUGGCAAAUUAUUGUGACCAAUUUCCAGCGGACCUACGUGCCAGAAAGGGACAUCAGCGUAGAUGAAAGUUUGAUGGCCUACAAGGGACGCCUAAGCUGGAUACAGUACAUUGCAUCCAAAAGAGCGCGGUUUGGCAUCAAAACCUACAUGCUCUGCGAGUCAUCCACUGGGUACAUCUGGAAUUCAGUCAUUUACAACGGUAAAGGCACGAAGUUCAACCCCAGGUACAGCGGCUAUGGGAUGGCCACAUCAUCUGUCCUUACACAGCUGAAGCCAUUGCUGAACCAGGGAUAUUGUGUGACCACGGACAAUUUCUACACGUCUCCGGAACUGUAUGAGGUUUUGCUACAAAACAAGACUGAUGCAUAUGGUACCAUUAGGCCUAACCGACGUGACAUGCCAUCUAUGUUUGCCAAGAAAAAACUCAAAACCAGAGAAAUGGUUGCCUGGCAGAAGGGUAAGAUGAUGGCAAUGCGAUGGCGAGACAAGAAGGACAUGUGUCUCAUGAGUACUGUGCACAAUACUUCUACUGCCAUGGUCCACACAAAAAGUGGGAAAGAUGUGCUGAAGCCGCAAGUCGUGAUAGACUAUAAUAAUACCAUGGGAGGUGUCGACAGAGCCGAUCAGGCAAUAGGAUUUUAUCCGGCUAUGCGCAAACAGCAAAAAAAAUAUUAUAAGAAGAUCUUCAGGCAUCUUCUGGAACAAUGCCUUUGGAAUGCAUAUAUCCUGCACAGAGCAAAGACUGACAAGCAUCUUGUUCAUUCUGAGUUUAUAUGGAAGGUGGUUGAGCGGAUUUUUGUCAACCACCAGACGCCAUCAGUAGCUGUGAACAGACCUGGACGUUGUGCUGUUGACGUUGGCAACCCAGAACGCCUGACUGGUCGUCACUUUAUCGACUACAUCCCGCCAACCGCAAAAAAGGCAGCACCUACCAGGAUGUGUGUGGUUUGCUGCUCAAAGAGAGAUGGCAAUGGAAAGAAAGUCAGAAAAGAAACCAGGUUCCAUUGUCCUGAUUGUGACCUCGGACUUUGUGCAGUCCCAUGUUUCAAAAUUUAUCACACUCAGGAUGUUUAUUGA